Coregonus clupeaformis (lake whitefish) is the source of this 3953-nucleotide messenger RNA. RefSeq names its product forkhead box protein N4. Bases 910 to 2487 code for a protein of 525 amino acids. Gene Ontology annotation, molecular function: DNA-binding transcription factor activity, RNA polymerase II-specific; transcription cis-regulatory region binding. NCBI's taxonomy places the organism in Eukaryota, Metazoa, Chordata, Actinopteri, Salmoniformes, Salmonidae. The record is from RefSeq and is a predicted model, not a curated record. The transcript has 10 exons. Gene Ontology annotation, biological process: regulation of transcription by RNA polymerase II.
CAAAUUGUCUGCAAGCACUCGCCUUUUAAUUCACAUUCAUUCAGUUUCAGACGCUCACAAGUAGCGAUAGACACCACCAGUCGAAGGUCUGUAAUAACGACUAUUGUUGGAAUACUUGAAAACUGGAACUUGGGAGGACUGGACAUUAUAUCGAAGGGAAAUUGUAUAGGGUACAAAUAUGCUAUAGGACUACAUUUUUCUUAAUCAGUUAUUCCUCUUAUUUUUUCACAUUUGUUUUUUAUUUACAUCAUUGUUUUUUUUUCUAUCUAGCGCUGAUUUCCAAUUAAGACUGGGCAAAGUGAUGCAUUUGUGUUGUGUAUUGUAGGCUAUAGCGACGCAUCAAAAGCGCACCUGCGCCUCGAUCAUGACCAAACAAUUUAUUUUAGCUGACUAACAAAAAGUACCACACAAGUAGGCUACCAUAUGUCUCCGUACAAUGUCAAUUGUCAACAAUAUUGGAUAGACUGAGUGGCUGCAGCUAUAGUGUGUUUUAUUGUUUUGAAACCAUCCUUUCUCAAAUUCAGGGUCGUUUAUCCAGAAACUGCACAAUCACAGUUAUUAAAGGAAGUACUAGCCUAGGUCUAAAUGCAAUAGUGCGAACAGACUGCAUAUUUUUUUUUGUCCAUUCGGAUGGUGUACCGUCUUCCACGGAAGUCAAUUACAAAUUGUUACAUUGGCAGCAGCUGUCAAACCCUUGGGAUCCUGCCCCUUGAGCAACAAGAGGCUAGGUUGAGGUAGGUAGGCCUAUUGCGCAUGACAGUCUGCUGGACAGCUCCAGAGAGGGAAAUUUAAAAACGGUUUUUGGGAAACAAGUGCAGCACAGUGAAAACACAGUAGGCUACACGGGCUCGUCAACAACUACAUUUUUCUGCAGAUUAUCCUAAACAGCAUUAUCAAAUAUCCCAGGAAAUGAUAGAAAGUGGAAUUACGUCCAGGAUGUCAGGAAUUCUAGAACAUUUAGGUCAUCAUCCCUCUCCACAAGACUACAGACUUCUGACCACAGACCCCUCCCAGCUUCGAGAGGAUCUCCCUGGGGAACUUCAGUCUCUGUCUUGGCUCACAUCUGUAGACGUUCCCCGGCUGCAGCAGAUGGCCGAUGGUCAUGGUGGUGGCGGAGGAGACUUCAACGGGCCUUCCCAGGGGCAGGGGGGCAACCUGCUGGAACAGCAGACAGCUCAGCUGAACAACAUGACCAUGACAGGGGGACAGGGAGCCAUGAUCCACCUACAGAGCAACAUGCAGCACAGCCCCCUGGGAAUUAACGUCAUCACCGCCCACAGCGGAAAUAUGUCUCCAUUCUCCAUGAAUGGGCAGCCCUCCCCGGGGUACCAAUGCCCUGCCUCUGUCUACCAACCUACAGCCCAACAAGUGUUCACUCUGACCCAGGCUAGCCAGCAGUGUUCUCCUGCUGGGCUCUAUAGCAAUGUCUCCUUCAACAACCAGAGCCUGUUCACACAGCCGCGCUUGGCUCCACAAAACCAGGACCUACAGCCCAAGUCUUUCCCCAAGCCCAUCUACUCCUACAGCUGUUUGAUUGCUAUGGCUCUGAAGAACAGCAAGACGGGCAGUCUCCCCGUCAGCGAGAUCUACAGCUUUAUGAAGGAGCAUUUCCCCUACUUUAAGACAGCACCAGACGGAUGGAAGAACUCAGUUCGGCACAACCUGUCUCUAAACAAGUGCUUUGAGAAGGUGGAGAACAAGAUGAGCGGCUCCUCGCGUAAGGGCUGCCUCUGGGCCCUGAACCCGGCCAAGAUCGACAAGAUGGAGGAGGAGAUGCAGAAGUGGAAGCGCAAGGACCUGCCAGCCAUCCGUCGCAGCAUGGCCAACCCAGAUGAGUUGGACAAGCUGAUAACGGACCGGCCAGAGAGCUGCAGACGAAAGCCCAUGGACCCCGGGAUGACCCGUCUCCCCAGCUGUCUGUCCGGCCUAUCACUGCCUGUCCCGGGCCAGAUGCAGCCCCAGCCCGUGGUCACCCUGUCCCUGCAGUGCCUGCCCAUGCACCAGCACCACCAGCUUCAUGCCCAGCUCCAGGCCCAUGCCCAGGCCAGGCUGGCCCCGGUGUCCCCCGCCCAGACACCCCCACUCCACACCGUUCCUGACCUCUCACACAGCCCCCUCGCCACCGAGCAUCCCGGCAAGCAGCCUCAUGACUUCUACAGUCUCCAUGGUGACGUCAACGCAGAGGUGGACGCAUUGGACCCCAGCAUCAUGGACUUUGCUCUACAAGGUAACCUGUGGGAGGAGAUGAAAGACGACAGCUUUAAUCUGGAGGCAUUGGGCACCUUCAGUAACUCUCCCCUGCGUUUGUCUGACUGUGACCUGGGCACUAUGACUGGCAGCCUCCCUCCUGUCUCCAGCGGAGGCAGCAUGCCCUUCUCAGACCUGCAGGCGACGGGCCUGUUCACCUCAUACGCCGCCCUGGAUGCCCUCUCCUCCCAGUACAUGGGCACACCAGGCAACAGCAAGCCCAUCACUGCCCUGCUUUAAUGAAAUGAAAACAUCCCAACCACAGAGUGGAAGUUAAAAGAUAGAGCUGUGCUGAUGCAUCACCAACAGAAUCAAAAUAGCUUUUUUUUUGGCACAGUGGCUCUACUUGUCAAUCCCACUCCUGGCACCAACCCCCCCCAUUGGUAUUCUCUGUCCACAAUGACAGUGCAACUUGUGUUGCCGUCUCCAAGCCACUACCUCAGAUGGGAGAAAGAGGUUCGUUUGGAGACUGAUUUGAUUUGAUCAAAAUCAUUUUAAAACCACACACAUAUACUGUAAGCAAGAGGAGUAACCAAUGGUGGCUAAGAGGAAAACUGAAAUUGGGAGCAAAUUGACUAAAAUAUACGGACAUCUCUGGUGGAACUUUGCCAAGCAAAGACUCAAGAACUGUCCUGCCCUGUAGUACACCAACUACUAACUUACCAUCUGCUAGUUAUUGUACCAUUGGCAUUCCUGUGUUUGUAAGCCUUACCAUGGUACUGUUAGUUCCCUGUUCUUUAUCUGUUGUCUGUAUCAUGCUAGGAAGUAUUACUGUAAUGUUUUAUUUAUAUUGGAGAAAGGGAGGAAUUUAUCAAACACUGUUUACUGUAUAUAUUUGUAUGUUUCAAAUCCCUUCUAUCUCCACGGAAAAGCUUUUGUUUCUUAAACAGUGUUUCCCCAUACAUUCCAAAACACCAAUAUCAAAAUCUGUCAUAACAGCAUUUGUAGACCAUUUUACAAAGUUCAGCAUUGGAAAAUAUGCUAAAAUUAGUCAAAUUCUGAAUUCAUAAUAUUAAUUGAAUUAUUCACAUGAUUCUUUAUGACUAAAGGAUGUCAGGCUACAUGUACUGUAAAAUUACGCAAAAAUAAUAAAAUCACACUGGGUAAAUCAGUUUCAGUUUCUUGCUGAAAAUAUAUUCAUUACAUUUAUUUACUUUCCCUCUUAUUAGGGUAAUGUACAGUAAAUAGCAGAUAUUUUACAUAUAUUAUUGACACAAUUUGAAAUGGAUAUCUGGUAUUUUGUUGAAGGCAACAGCAGGAGAACAGGUUGGGGUCUCUUGGUUACAAUUUUGUCAUUUAUCCAUUGUACCAUUGUCUGCCCCUGUUCACCUGAGUUUAAGCAACAAAUAGCAUUAUAUAAAACACAAUGAAAACAUGUACAUGUAUUCAUAUCACAUACAACAAGUUAUCAUAAAUCAUGGUCUUCUUUAGUGUCCAUUUCUUCCAAAUGAGCACCGUACAAAUACUAUAGGUGGGAAUUUAUCUACUGGCAUUUAGAUUGUUCAGCCAGACUCUGGUAUACACCAUCAGUAACCAGGUCUCCAUCCACCCUUUUUAUGCCAGUAAAGUACAUGUUGGAUAAAACAGGUGAUGACAGGCCUGAUGGAAACCACACAUUUGUAAGUAAACUUUACAAAUGUCGACAAAACAAAAUACGCUAGACAAGGUGGGUUCUUUUUGUGUCUGUAAAAUGUAUUAUGCGAGAA